Messenger RNA from Pleurotus ostreatus (oyster mushroom), 582 nucleotides. RefSeq lists its product as uncharacterized. Gene Ontology annotation, molecular function: fatty acyl-CoA hydrolase activity. The coding region runs from base 1 to 582 and encodes 193 amino acids. The transcript is spliced from 5 exons. NCBI's taxonomy places the organism in Eukaryota, Fungi, Basidiomycota, Agaricomycetes, Agaricales, Pleurotaceae. The record is from RefSeq and is a predicted model, not a curated record.
AUGUCUAACGGAGAGUUAGACAUGGACGCCGUUCUGGCACACUUUCCUAUUAACCCAGAUAAGGUCAAGCAAGUCUCCGGGAACGCGUCUUAUGAAGCAAAGGAAAUUGCGUAUAAAUGGCUCGCUGUGUUCCUAUCUGCAGGGGAAGGCUUUUCUGGGAACGUAGCCAGCCGCGUCAGGAUUAUAGAGGCGUCCAUCAUCCAAAACCCAGAGGAACCAGAAAAACUGGAAAGUCGGGUAGUAUGCGAAAUAGACGUGGAAGAAGACAUGCUUAACCCUCUAGGGAAUUUACACGGCGGUUGUUCAAUAUUCCUCAUUGACGAAUGUUCUACGUUACCCCUAUCCGUGCUCCUCUACUCGCUAGGGAGGCCAACCAGCGGGGGUGUAUCGCAAACCAUCAAUACAACUUUCCACGCACCCGCACCGCUCGGCACGAAAAUUAGGCUCGUUAAUACAUCCAUGAUUAUUGAGGAACCUAUGCUAUGUACUAGAUCUGAGGUUUGGGAUGUAGACAAUCACCGCUUGAUCUCAUCUGCCGUUCAGACAAAAAUGUUACCGUCCCAACCCAAGCCAAAGCUCUGA